CGCUCGGGGCGGGGGCGCAGCUCGGCUCGGGGGGCGCGGGCGGAGGGGUGCCCGUCCCGCAGACCCUGGGCUGCGGCAUCGGCGACGGCUCGGGAAGGCCCGCGGGGAGCGGGGUGAAGGUGCUGGGCUUUGCCCGGGGCUCGGGGAGCGAGCUCUGCGCACCCCGCCGUGCAGGGACCGCGCGGGUUCUCUGCCCGGGGGGAGUCUGGCUGCCCAGAGAAGAUGAACGGAGCCGGGAGACACGUCCCCGGCACCACUUGCAAAGUGUACCUUCAACUUUUGCCGCUUGAUAAGAUGCUUGGCAGUGGAAACUUUGCAGAUGGGUGUAGGCAGUUCAUUGUGCUCUGUGCUGGGCUGGGUUUGGACUGGGUCUUGGGACAGCUCCGCUAUCACUGGCCAUGGUAAGGAGCAGCCAAAGCUGUUAGAAAGCACAAAUGCUUCUUCUCCUUUUCCUCCCUUACCACCUUGGGAUACCCAUGAUGUCCAAGGGGCAAAUGCCUGGCACAGCAGACACCUACAGCCCAGUGGAGAGUGACACUUGAGAGUUGUGUCUGCGUGGCUGGAUCUGCACAUGGAAGAGCUGCAAAGGAGCACUUAAAGAGAUUGGUGACUGCGUUUGGGCCAAGGUUGUCCAGCAUCACUGACUGGUGGAUAUGGAUGUAAAUUCCAGGACUUGCGUCAACAGCCCAGCAUCAUGAGCCAUCCAUGGCUCUCUGGAGCUGCCAGUGCCUGGAGUUUCAUGGUGACUCGAUGGCUGGAAAAUCAGCAGGGCUGUGCCAGAGGGAUGUACUUAGGUUUCCAUUUCUCCCCCAUAUCGUGUUGUAGUGACUGGAUGUUGGGGUGGGCUCAGGUUUCAGCCUGCAUCAGCGUCCGAAAUGCUGAGCGCUCCCAAAGGGCUGAGUCAGCUCUUUGAAGAAAGAAUCUGUGUGACCAAAUGGGGCACUAGGUCCCACUUGUGGGGUGGGAGGACAGAGAUGAGCAGUGAGAUUGACACACACUCUGGGGAGAGGCUAUUGGAGUGAAGGUGUGGUAGAUGGCACACGUCUGGUGCCAGCCAGAGAUGGGCUGGGAGCCGACAGACAGUGGCAAAGACACCAAAAUCUUCGUGGCUGCAUAUCUUAAAUGGCAAAAGUGGCAAAUGAAAUAAGCUAAUAGCACCAGUAUUUGGUGUUCUGCUUUUGCCACCGUUGGGCACAAGAUCUGAUGGCCCUGCAGGUGCUGAGGAGCUGAUUGCUGGGCUUAGGGUUACUCCACAGACCACAAUUUCAGAGCCAGGCUCCCUCCCUCCAGCUCCCCCAGAGCCCAUGAGACUCCUCCAAGGUGGACAGAGACAGGUUCUUAAAGGGAGAGUCGUGAAGCUUUCUCUCCCUCAUGUCCAAUGUGCUUUGAUACAAGUGGACCAGGAGGACUCACUUUGUUUUAAAGUCCCCACAAAUCUUUGUGGCUCAGAUACAUUCAGGCUCCCUGAUGUGCCUCCAGGCAGGGAAAAGCAAAAGCCUCUGGUCAUGAUUUAGUCAUGAGACAAAAGCACCAUGAGCUGUGUGCAGGGUUAAAGUGAAAACCCAGCCUAUUAAACUCAUCUUGAUAAUUAGCAUGGGGUGAAGAACAAAGAAAGAGGAUAUUGUAAAGGGGGAAUUGUCAGGGGUGUUAAAUACUAAGUUGUCUGCUGCCAGAAUUGGAUCCCAGUGGCUGCUUUGUAUUCAUGGUUGAACACUGGAUGAGGUGACUAAGUGGGUUUGGAGCAUCACUUGACACUGAAAACUUUAAAGGACAAAACCGGGCUGCAAAGUCACGAUUCCUGUAAUAAAGGUGAAAGUAUUUAAGGCUGGGCAGAGCUAAUGCCACAGCUUCCACUCCUCUUGCAGACAGAGUGAGGUGCUGGCAGUCUGUCUGCACUUUGCAGAUGAGCUCUUUAUUCACAUGGCCACCUUGGAUUUGGGGUUUAUCCUCCAAGUGCCCAGUCCUGUUUAAUCCUAUCUUACAAACCAGCCAGCAGCUGUGGGGCAGCUUUUUUCUUUUCACACCAGUCAGCCUCAUUACUCCUUUGGAUCAUGACUCUGCUUAAAAUCACAGGAUUUGGGGGAGAAAACAAAAACCACCCCAAACCCUGUGCUGGAUUUUGCGUUGGUCUUUUUUUCCGUUUUGCUUUCUGAUGUGGCUCUCCCGUGAGUGCCGGGAGGGGGUGCGCCUUUGCCGGCCCUUCCCGCUCGCCGGGCAGGGCGGUGCGAUGCCAGCCCGGAUCCCUCUCCGGGAGCCGAGGCUGGUGGAAGCAGCGCCCGUGUGCGGCCGCUCCUCCUGGCCGGGCUCCGCUCGCCUCGGCACAGCCCGGCCGGGGGCUUGGCUGCUCUCGGGUCCGUCACGGUGCCCGAGGACACGGCGGUGCCGUGCUGCUCCCCUCCUCUGCCCGCGGACACCGCUGCUCUCGGAGCGGCCAGCGCGGAGCACCGGAGCGCCGCGGAGAGGAUGCAGCUGCCGGGGACGUGGAGGUGUAGCGGUGUUCCUUUCUUAUGUGCUUAAAAAGACAUCUGUGGUGGAGCCAGGCGGCAGGCAGGGAUCCCCAGGAAGCCGUGGCCAGGAGGUGCAGAGGGUCCCCCCAACGCAGCAGGUCCAGGAACCUCCCAGGCCAGGCAGUGUCCAUCCCUGCUCUGGCCACAGCAAGGACGGUGAAGAGCCCAGCCAGGCCGUGGCCAAGGAAAAGCCAUUAGGCUCUUGGCACAGCCCACUUCCCGGGGGCCACGCGGCGGGGAGUGGGCUGGAGCUGAAACACAGCCUGGAGCCUUGCUGGAUGGAGGAAGGGCCCUUUGGGCCCACUGCUCACUUCCUACAAGAGAUGGGUGUUCUGGGACGCGGUGGAGGUGGGAGCUCUCCUAACAAUCCGAUGUCUUCUCCUGAGAGCCCCAGGCGUGCUUACUUCCCACUCCACUGAGAAAGCUCUAAGGAAAGUCCAGCACCAUGUACACCUUCCUGCCAGAGAGCUUCACACCGGUGAAGCAGAAGCCCUCCAAGGAGCUGAGGCCCAUGCUGGGCGCCAUCUUGCUGGGCCUCAUGCUGUUCAUUGCUGCGGUGGUGGCCUGGUGCUACUACACGGUGUCCCUGAGGAAGGCGGAGCGGCUCAAGACGGAGCUGAUGGACCUGCGGGCGGACGGCUUUGUCAUCCGCAACCAGCACGGGGAGGUGGUGUUCCGGCUGGCCUUCCGCUCGGGCAGCCUGGACCUGGAGUCGUGCUCCAAGGAGGGCGAGAUCCUGAGCUGCUCGCGCUCGAGCCGGGGGCCGCUCAACUUCUUCAUCCAGACGGUGAAGCCCAAGGACACGGUGAUGUGCUACCGCGUGCGCUGGGAGGAGCUGGCGGCCGGCCCGGCCGUGGAGCACACCAUGUUCUGGGAGGACGCCCACUGGUACGGGGGCUCAGAGAUGAGCAUCCAGCACUGGCCCAUCCGCCUGGCCGGCUACCAGGAGCCCGUGCCCUACGUGACCAGCGACGUCUACUCCUUCCGCGACAGCUUUGGCGGCAUCCUCGAGCGCUACUGGCUCUCCUCCAAGGCGGCGGCCAUCAAGAUCAACGACUCCGUGCCCUUCCACCUGGGCUUCAACGCCACCGAGCGCGCCCUCUUCUUCCAGGCCCGCUACAAGGACUCGCCCUACAAGCCCCCACCGGGCCAGCAGCCCUUCCCCGAGCUCAGCUACCGCGUCUGCGUGGGCUCCGACAUCACCUCCAUCCACAAGUACAUGGUGCGCAGGUACUUCAACAAACCCUCCAAGAUCCCUGCUGAGAACGCCUUCCGAUACCCCAUAUGGUCCACAUGGGCUCUCUACAAGAAUGAUAUUGACCAAGAUAAACUCCUGCGGUUUGCUGAAAAGAUCAAAAAAUACCAUUUUAACUGCAGCCACAUUGAGAUUGAUGACAUGUACACCCAAACCUAUGGAGACUUUGACUUCGACCCUGUCAAGUUCCCCAAUGUAACAGAGAUGUUUGCAAAGCUGAGGGAAGAUGGGUUUAAGGUCACUCUGUGGACUCACCCUUUCAUAAACUACAAUUCCUCCAAUUUUGGUGUGGGAAUUGAGCGUCAACUGUUCAUCAAGGAGCCGUCAGGGCGGCUGCCAGCCAUGGUGGAGUGGUGGAACGGCAUCGGGGCCAUCCUGGACUUCACCAAUCCAGCAGCCCGUGACUGGUUCCAGAGCCACCUGCGCCAGCUCCGGCACAAGUACGGCAUCUCAUCCUUCAAGUUUGACGCGGGCGAGACCAGCUACCUGCCCAAGCAGUUCAGCACCUUCCGCCCGCUGUCGGACCCCAGCAUCUGGUCCCGGCGCUACACGGAGAUGGCCAUCCCCUUCUACGAGCUGGCCGAGGUGCGGGUGGGCUACCAGUCACAGAACAUCUCCUGCUUCUUCCGCAUCAUUGACCGCGACUCUGUCUGGGGCUACGAGCUCGGCCUCAAGUCCCUCAUCCCCACCGUCCUCACCAUCAGCAUGCUGGGGUACCCCUUCAUAUCUGCUGACAUGAUAGGGGGCAAUUUUUUCCCCAAUAAAACCAAUGGUGCAGUGGAGAUCCCCAACCGGGAGCUGUACGUGCGCUGGCUGGAGCUGUCGGCCUUCAUGCCCUCCAUGCAGUUCUCCAUCCCGCCCUGGCUCUACGACAAGGAGGUGGUGGAGAUCGCACAGAAGUUCACGCAGCUCCACGAGUCCCUGGUGGCCCCGCUGCUGCUGGAGCUGGCGGGGGAGGUCACCGAUACGGGCGACCCCAUCAUCCGUCCCAUCUGGUGGAUCUCGCCCCGCGACGAGGCCACUCACCGCAUCGACUCCCAGUUCCUCAUCGGGGACACCCUCAUGGUGGCUCCUGUGCUGGAGAUGGGCAAGCAGGAGCGGGAUGUCUACCUGCCCGCGGGCAAGUGGCGCAGCUACAAGGGGGAGCUGUUUGAGAAGACCCCAGUGCUGCUCACCGACUAUCCUGUUGACCUGGACGAAGUUGCCUAUUUCCUCUGGGUUUCCUAACAGGCUUCUUAAUCAGCUUUGGAAUAACCAUGCCUUACCUAGGACUUUCUAACAAAUAAUAACUCUAAUUGCACAUUUCAUUUGAGACCGGGGUGGAGGAAGGGAACUAAAUAGAACUUCACUGUUCUUGGGGAUAAUUUUUUUUUUUAUUUGGGGAUUGAUCUUGAUUUUUUUAAUUUGGGUCUGGUGGUAGGCUCUGAUUGGAUUACAAUAGGCAGCAAUUUAUCUGUGUAGGUCAGAACAGAGUUGUCAGUCUGUCUGCAGAUAUCUGGUAAACCCAGUACCUUUUCAGUUCUCAAGGAUUUCAAGAGCUGGAAGUUGCUUAGUGCCAGUGGGAGCAUUCCUAGUCUUGUGGGAGCACCUGGCACUGGGUAUAAGGGUGUGUGCUGUGGGAGGAUUGCUACAGCACAGCCUGCCAUUAGUUUUUUAAUAUGGCAAAUAUAUUCAAAUGGAUAUUUUUAAGAGCAUAAAGCAAAAUAGAGUUACAUAGAUAGAUAUAUAUAUAUGUAUAUACACACACACACACACACACCUAUUUUUCCCCCUUUUGCCUGGAUGGCACUGGACUAACAGUUGCCCCAUGCUCCUGCUUUCCUGGGUACCAGGCAGGCCAGGUCACUCAAGUGAUGUCCACGUGUUUUAACGGAAUGGGUUGCUUAUUUCCUGCUGGGACAGCUGCAUCCCACCUGCUCACCCAUUUGACUUCCUCUACAAGGCUCUUGCCUGUGUGUUUUGCCCGGGGCGUCAACAUUGCCUUUCCUUGAGCAGCACCGCCUGUACCAGCAUGUCCCAUUUUUUAAGGCACUUAUGACCCCACCUCGUUACAUGAUUAUCCUGCUGAUGCCAUCCUUUUUGGUUUUUAAGGACAGAUGAGAUUUGUUGCUGGCAGAAGGGCUGCCUGGAGCAAAGCUGUCCUCAGACACUCGGUGCGGCGCGUCCCUGGGAACAGCCGGUUCCCGGGAGCGGCACGUGUCGUGGAUUGACAGUGCCGUUUGCCGACAGCCUGGGGGUGGAAAACACCCGCUCUGCUCACUGAUGGGUCUGUGCCAGCGGCUGUUCUCACUGCACCCACGGAAAAGUUCUCAUCUAAUGUGAAGUUAAGCUAAUGCCCAUCUCAGGUCACAGUUAGAGGUGAUGAUUUCGUUGGGGGUUUUCCUGAGUCAGCCCUCCUCUCUCCCUGGGAGAGUCCCAGGGAGCUUUCUCAGGCAGUGUUGGUGUUGCUGGAGGUGGGAUUGCUGUCAGAGGCUCGUGGAGGGCACUUGGGGUGAUGUCAUCCUGCACCCCAAGUCCCCAGCAGCUGCAUCUUUGGCAGAUUUUUCAUUUGGUUUUGUAUGGGAAAAUGCAUUUACAGAGACCCAAGGCAGGGCCAACAGGAUUGAAGUCUUCCCGAAUGCAAGAAUUCCCAGCUCUGUCCCAGAUGGGAACGUGUGUCAACCCCUGAAUUUUUUAUAAGCUUCUGCAGAAUUGAAUUGAAUUGUGAUGGCUAGGAAGGGUUGGGCAUCUUGCCCAGGCUACAGCUGGCCAAGGACAGCUCAGCAUCUGUGGGGUUUCUCCUGGAAUUGUGUCUGGGCUGGGCAUGGCUCUGGCACAAGUCGGCCAUGCAGAGAGAUGGUACAUGUUUUGGGUAGGGCUGGGUACCUAUCCAGUGAGGAUCUUUCUCAAAGCCCAUCUCCAGCCACAGAGCUUUUCAGGAGGCAGAAAAGGAGGUGCACUAAGCUUGAGGGUUGUGAUGGGGUGAAGGAGGAGAAAUUUCAGUGUUAGGGGCAAAAUCUGAAGUGCUUUUGUAGUUAGGAAGUGAGGAAGUCUGGUUUGAUGGACUCCCUUAAGACCUGAAUUUGCCCUGUUUAAUUUACUCUCAAAAUGAGAUGUAGGGGAGCCUUACAGGUCCCUGCCCAACUGGAGCACAAGUGUUUCCUGAAGCCUGUUUGUUUCUCAGGUUUUUAAUUCUGAAGGAUUCAAGCUUCUUCUCUGCCACUGGUGCAGAUACUGGUGAUGUUACAAGUUACAGACACCCUCUGGCAAGGAAUUAAUCCUGGAACCUCAGUGUCACUCAUCAGGGCACUGGCAGGACUUGGCCCUUGCUUGCCAAGGGUGAUGUUGAAGGUGAGGAGAUGAGUCUGGCCAAAGCCUUUAAGAAGGGCCAAGUGUGGAGGGAGCUUCUGCAGCCCUAGAAGUGCAUGAAGACCGUGCUUUGAGGGUCUCCAGCUCUUCCUUUCAACCUUUGCUCAUGAAAUGCUUGUCAUCCCUUGGCAUGGGACUCAUUAUGAUGCCUUAAGAGGCUGCCUGGAACAGAGGCUAGACAGUAUUACAGGAAUAGUUAUUUAUUAGAAAGGCCUUCAAAGGAUGCACUUUGGGCAGUACAAGGGUCUGGCUGUGGCUCCGCCCAAGAUGGAUGAUGGGUCACGAGUUUUCACAUUUUUUAAGUUUUGGUCCAUUUCUAUAUUGGGGUUAAUUGUCCAAUUACAGCUUCAGGUUAUGAAGUCACAUCCUCCCAGAUUGCUCUCCUCAAUUCUCUGUUUAUACUUUUUGGGCCUGAAGCUGCAAUGGUGUCCUUGAUUCUCAGGCUGGAAAAGGAUUGUUUUGUCUAACUAAACGGCGAGGAGAACUUGCUAACACUUUAUAUGAAGUUCAGAGUUAUAUACUAGUGCAGUACGGAAUCUGGAAAAUAUGAAAGCUAAAACUUAAGGCAUCAGUUAGGUGGAGAUGUUGCACAGCUCAGGUGCCAGUGCAGAAUUGGGAUCCCUGGCACAGGACUUCAUGGGAAGGGUCCUGGCAUGACCAUGAGAUACUCUCCCAUGAGUCAUCUCUCCCGCUGGUUCUGUGCCACUCACCAUAUGCAUCACUCAUGAGGAACGAGGCUGUGUGAAGAGAAACACAGCAUUCCUGUUAUUAUCCUUCUACUGUUAAAAUGAUGGGAGCAGCCAGAUGAGUGCCUUCAAUCUCCUUGCAGUGGUUUCAGGACUGUCAGGAAGGUCAUGGAGAAAAUUCUCCAUGAGACACACUGUCUUCUUUCCCUUCCCUUGAAAAAGAAAGGAUUUUAUUUACAAAGUUAUAAUUUUAUUUUAUUUAACUAUAUCAAUGAAUGGGUAAGAUUAUAGAAUAUCCUUAUUUUCCCAAAUGCUGUAAUUAGGGCACAAGUGGACAUGGCUGUUCAGUGGUCCAGCAAGAAGAAAGAUAAAGCUGCUGAAAGGACUAUGAGCUGAUGGGUAUAGGCUCAGCAGUGCUGCCUUAAGCUGUCUCACAGGCCUUUCCAUCCAACUUUUUACCAAAACCACUAUUUCUAGCACUAUGCUGUAGCACUGCAGUUCUUGAGGAUCUCUCAGACCUUGCAGACCGGCAGCUCUGCACAGAUACCUUGGGAACUGCUGCUAGGGAUAUUUCUCUGAUUUACACCAUGGGUCACUGGCCAAAGCUGGGUUUAGCUUGUUUCAGCCAAGAAAAAGCCCCAGACAAGGUUUCAGUCUUUUCACACCUGAUGCUUAUGUGAUUGAAUUUUGAAUCUUGCACUGUUGUGAAUCAGGUUUUCUGGAUGCUUGUGUUUGUACAUGCUGUCCUCUGUCAGACUGUAAUGCUGGUGGGUCUGUUUUUAACCACUUUUCUAAUUGCUAAUUGGUAUGAACUGUAACAUGAAUCACCUUGAUUGAGAUAAAAUUUUGGAAAACAAAAAGAAGUUUAACUAUGUCCAUCUGUACCAAGCUGGUGGGGCUGGUGGUUCAGGGAGAUUUGGGGCUUUUCUCACCCAAGUCUUCACUGAAAUCAGGGUGGAGAUUGUUGUUUUAUUUAAAGCUUGCAGCCUGCAGCUUUUAUGUAUGUUUUAAAAGGAGAAGCUGGCAGUAACCUCACUCUUGUGUUUGCAGUGGUGGCAGACAAUCCCACUGGACUGAGGAUUGUCCUCCCUUAGGUCCUUAUAGCAAAGAGACUAGCUGUGCCUUAGGGCCAGCCAUGAAAAGGCCAUGUCCAGGUGAACCCCAAUGUUGUGUCAGCCCCCAGGAGUGGGGACCAUACACACCUUCAGGGUCAUGGCCCUAUUUCUACUGACAUUCACCCCAAAAAAGGUUUAUCAACACUGAGUCUGAGGAUUUGCUAGUCCGUGCUGCUUCCAGAGGACACUUGAAGACUGUUUGUGGGGGAUGAGGAAGGGGAGCCUGUUCUCAGCUUCCCUUUGGCUCACCAGAAGGUCCUUCUGACUGUCCCCACUGUCCCCAUGGUUCCCCUUCCCAGGUGGCACUGACAGCAAGGACAUGGAUGGAAUAGAUGUUUGUGGCUAUGGGAAGGCCACGAAGGGAGCAUGUGAGACUAAUGUAGGAGCCUGCCUUAUUCCACAUCACCCCCUUUGCCCCAAAUAAUGUUUUUCCUUCCCUUUCCAUUGUUACCACACAAACCAUAGCUGCCUUAUGCCAUUGGGCAUCACUAGCAGUGGCCAACCUGUACAGUGUGGCUUGAGGGUUGAGAGGGACUUCAUUUCACUCCUUUUGUAAUAAAAGACAUUUUCCCAA
Messenger RNA from Onychostruthus taczanowskii (white-rumped snowfinch), 9485 nucleotides. Its product is annotated as myogenesis-regulating glycosidase-like. The record is from RefSeq and is a predicted model, not a curated record. Gene Ontology annotation, biological process: skeletal muscle fiber development; carbohydrate metabolic process. The transcript is spliced from 4 exons. Gene Ontology annotation, molecular function: hydrolase activity, hydrolyzing O-glycosyl compounds. Lineage: Eukaryota; Metazoa; Chordata; Aves; Passeriformes; Passeridae. Bases 2953 to 4989 code for a protein of 678 amino acids.